Messenger RNA from Lutzomyia longipalpis, 1237 nucleotides. It is a transcript of the gene Mat1, whose product is annotated as CDK-activating kinase assembly factor MAT1. Gene Ontology annotation, biological process: regulation of transcription by RNA polymerase II; positive regulation of cyclin-dependent protein serine/threonine kinase activity; nucleotide-excision repair. The record is from RefSeq and is a predicted model, not a curated record. Gene Ontology annotation, molecular function: cyclin-dependent protein serine/threonine kinase activator activity. Lineage: Eukaryota; Metazoa; Arthropoda; Insecta; Diptera; Psychodidae. The transcript has 3 exons. Gene Ontology annotation, cellular component: transcription factor TFIIH holo complex. Bases 200 to 1129 code for a protein of 309 amino acids.
CGAAAACAUCAAAUUCCAUUCUGUCAACAAAGAUUGCACAAAAUUAUUUUUCUUUGAUUCUUUUAUUUUCUCAAAAAAUACCCGCUGAUUUUAUUGUGAGACGCUAAAUUAUGAUAAUAUCCAUUCGUUUAUUGUGAAAGAAUCAAUAAUUCGUCUAUAUUUCGAGAGAUAUUUGGCAAAUUCUGCACAUAACCUCAAAAUGGAUGACCAAGUUUGUCCCCGGUGUAAAACAACAAAAUACCGGAAUCCUUCCCUGAAGCUUAUGGUAAAUAUCUGUGGACAUACACUCUGUGAGAGCUGUGUUGACUUGCUUUUCCUUAAAGGAUCUGGAGCUUGUCCGGAAUGCAAUGUUCCUCUUAGGCGCAGCAACUACCGCAUUCAGCUCUUCGAAGAUCCAAUGGUGGAGAAGGAAGUAAACAUCCGGAAACGUAUUUUGAGGGACUACAACAAGAAGGAGGAUGAUUUUGAAACGCUAGAAGAAUACAAUGACUACCUUGAGGAAAUAGAAACGAUAAUCUUCAAUCUAUCCAAUGAUAUUGACAUUGUGAAUACAAAUAAGCGAAUUGAGCAGUACAAGAAGGAAAACAGGGAAAUCAUCACGAAGAACAAGAGUCGCAUUGGACGUGAAGAAUACGAACUCGAUGAACUUCUCGAGGAAGAAAAGCAAAUUGGAGAAGAGCGACGGAAACAGUUGGAGUUGCUGGAACAAGAGAACAAAAAGAAGAAACAGCGCGAGAAGGAAGCCCUCAUUGAUGAGCUGACGUCCAGUCAUCAAAAUGCCGCAGAGAUUGUAAGUGUGUACGCAAAAAAGGCAGAACAGACGCUGGAGGAGGCCAAGGUAGUCCCGGUGGCUAAGGCCACACAAUUCUCCACUGGAAUUAAAUUUACUCGAGGUGGACAGCAGGGCUUCCUGCCGGUCCCGAAGCUAGAGGAAGGUCCAAUGUACAUAUACAAAUCCAUUACGAGGAUAUUUGAUGGUCCGGAACCACCGAGUGCAGAAGAAAUCAUCUCUGAUGGUUACAUCAAGCAUAUUCGUGCUGAAACUGCCCAAGAAAGAGCUGGAGGAUACACUGCGGUCUUAGCAUGUCAGCGAGCUCUUCAGGAGGCGCUACAAGGAUUGUAUGAUUAAUAAUUAUUCCUAGAAGAUGCCCGAGAUGCCUCAUAUUAAGUUUUUUAUUUUAUUUUAUAAAGGUAUGUAAUUUUCAAAUUAAAUAAUAAAAGAUUUUUUUUUGAAUAA